CGUGUUGUGUCCGCCGGCGAGAUGGUUUGACUGCUGUCAACGAGCCGAGCCAACGUGGGCGCGAGCCCUUGUCACACCUCACUGACGGGUCCGUUGGUGACCUUUACGGUCACAGUCACAUCAGAGGCAUCAGAGGCCUUUGAUGUCCGAUCAAUAGAGAGUACAAGUGAUAAAAGGCAUCCGUUCUUUCACUUGAGCUCGUCCAUCUCGAGGAGCCGCUGCUGUGAUCAGAUUGUUUGUCCAGACUGAGACCCUUCUCUUCAGUGCCCUGGGAUUUGGGAGUUACAGAUGGAGCGAGAGCAGAUUUUUAAAUCUGCCUCUCCACCUCCACCUCCUCCUCCUCCUCCUCCUCCUCCUCCUCUUCAAGGCGCUUCUUUUCUCCACACCACUCCAGAAUAUUCACAAUCACAAGCUUCGUCCAGUGGUCCACAAUUACCACCUCCUCCUCCUCCUCCUCCCCCUCCCCCUCCCCCGGCUGUCUCCCCACCGGCCCCCUCGUCUUCUCGUAACGUUCACCGACGGUCCAUGAAGAAGCUGAACUGGGACGCUCUUCCCAGUCAGCGUGUUCUGGGGAAGCUCAACGUCUGGACUUCCCAGCGGCCUCAGAGAAACCUGGUGCUGGACAUCCAGAGCAUGGAGGAGCUGUUCAGUCAGGUGGACAAGAAGGCUUCGCUGCGAGCCUCCAAGACUCUAAAGGGCAGGGAGGGUGUGGUCCACCAUCCGGAGGAGCCGCAGGUCACCAUUCUGGACUCCAAGAAGAGCAUGAACAUUGGGAUCUUCCUGAGGCAGUUCAAGAGGCCAAUAGAGGAAAUGAUGCAGGACAUUUGCCUGGGGAAGUGGCAGCGCUUCGGUGCUGGGAAACUCCAAGAGCUUUGUAAACUUCUGCCCGAGGGCACCGAGGUGAAGCAGCUGCUGUCUUUCAGUGGGAACCUGUCGCUCCUGCCCGAGGCCGACCAGUUCAUGGUGCGGCUCGUCCAAGUGCCCGGCUACGAGGAGCGACUGAAAAUGAUGGUGCUUCGGGAGGAAUUCUUCCCUCUGAUGGAGGAGGUGAACAGCGCUGUUGCUGUCCUGAUCAAAGCAGCCAACGAGCUGCUGGACUGUGACGACCUCCACUCAGUCAUCAGGCUGGUGCUCAAAGCUGGGAACUACAUGAACGCUGUGGGUUCAACCGCUGGCUUCUUGGGCGGCUACAGCGCCAACGCCAUCGGCUUCAGGAUGACCUCGCUGCUCAACCUGGCCGACACCAAAGCCAACAAGCCGGGAAUGAACCUCAUGCACUACGUUGCCAAGGUACAAGCGGAAGGCAUCGACGGCGAGCUGCUGACCUUCCCCAGCCAGCUGCAGCACAUCGGCAGCGCGUCCAGGAUUUGCAAAGAGGAAGUCACCUUGGACUUUGACAGAGAAGUGAAGAAGUUGAAGGAGGUGAAGUUGUACACCAGCAGAAACCCCAGCCUGGCUCAGCAGAUGGAGCCCUUCCUGGCGAGAGCCGACGCCAAGAUGGCUGAGGUGGAGUUUUCCCUGCAGGACCUGCAAGUGCUGAGCCACGCCGUGGCCGAAUACUUCUGCGAGGACCCCUGCACCUUCAAGCUGGAGGAGUGCUGCUCCAUCUUCCACUCCUUCUGCAAGCGCUUCCACACGGCAGUGCAGGAGAACCGUGAGCGAGAGGCAGCGGAGCAGCGGCGCAAGAGGAAGGAGAGCAUGCGGAACGCCGCCAAGCGCCGCGCCGUGGUGCCAGAGCCGGAUUCACUUCCCUCCGACCUGAGUCUGGAGUCCGCCCUGCACAGCUUCCUGUCCAGCGCUCCGGACGGGCUCGCCCGACACAGAAAGUGCACGCAGCCGGCCGUGGACGUCAGCAAGGAGCCAGAGGAGCCGGAGGAGGAGGUGGAGGCCUCUUCUGCUGCUGAGCUGGAGCCUGGCGUCUCGCAAACGCAACUGCAGAACCAGGAGGCAGAAGAGACUCCACCAGAGGGCGACGUGGAGAAGAGCCAGGCGGCAGCUGAGGACAAGGCCCCCGACUCUCCAGCGCCACUCUACACCCCUCACACUCCUCGCCCUCGAACCAGAGACUUCUUCUUUGCUCACAAUGGCGACGCAGGUUCGCCGUGGACAAUCGUGAGUCCUUUCGCUUGCUCCGCUCGGCCUGCGAGCUGCAGGCCCAGACAUCAGCGCCGACUGUCGGCCAUGGAUGCUGGCGACGAUCUGGAGGGGGUGUGGGAGACGGAGGACCCGGCCGAGCCCCCGAGUUCCCCUGGUCAGGACCUGCCGCCCGUGUCUCCACCUGAAGAGGCCUGUGCUGCGGCUCAUCCAUCCAAGGGCGUCUCCUCAAGGUCAGCUUCCGUGGAUGAAACCAAGUCGGUGCCGUCCGGGUUCCGCCUGGGCGACUUGUUCACCAGAAGCAUGUCUCAGAGGUCCUUCUCCACCGGCUCCAAAGCCGAGUUCCCCAAGGAGCGCAGCCGUGGAGAAGCUCACGAGAAUGCCUUUGGAAUCAUUUCUUUUUUUAGGCGCUUUGGAGGCAGAAGUAAAACGCUUGACGCCGACGACACCAACCAAUGAAACCAUCUCUCCUCCUCUCAUUUUCGAGGUCCAAGGCAAACGGGCACUUGCUUUGGACGUUUGGUUCUUGGGAGUCCAACAACUCUCAGGGACCUCUGCCCUCCUUUUUUAUGUGCAAUAAAUGGAAUCAUUUUUUAUCAUGGAAUGCACUUUUAACCGUCUGCUCUGCCGCCUGCGCAGCUUCCAGAGCUCGUCCUUCAGCUCACCUCUGGGGUCUUGACUGGGACGCAGCUGACCUUUCACCCUGGCCGCCGCCUGCGUAUUUGCACGUUGUUGUUUUUAACUUAUAAAGUCGUGACUUUUCAAGCAGAGCUCUGUCACUGCAGCUGUUUCCAAGCAUCAGGCCAGUGCCUCUUCUGUGAGGACCUCUCCUCCUCUGCCAACACCCAGCUGGAUCGAAGCUGCAGCCUUCACAAUA
Molecule: messenger RNA, 2971 nt
Organism: Synchiropus splendidus (mandarinfish)
Lineage: Eukaryota; Metazoa; Chordata; Actinopteri; Syngnathiformes; Callionymidae
Gene: fhdc3
Product: FH2 domain containing 3
Exons: 12
Coding region: 289-2553 (754 amino acids)
Source: RefSeq, a predicted model, not a curated record